UGUCACAAAGCCAGUACUGCAUUAUGCAGUCUAUUGGUGCAUUAAAUCAUUUUCAUUUUUUUAUUUUAGUAUAAAAUAAUAACAAAGAAGCAGCUUGAGAAUGGAUGGAUUUAUGUUAAAGCACCGGUUGAUUCAAGAUUCAAAGUUACACGGAUUCACUCAUAAUGCUAAUCUACAGAAAAGAGUUUCAAAAAAAUUUGGAUGGUCGAAAUCACUUACAAAUGUAGUGCUUGAUGCUUAUAAUGAAUUCUUAGAAUUAAAGAUAGUAUUUCGAGAUUGGAAUGAUAUGCAGCUAGUACCAUCAUGGUGUAUUCAGCAAGUUUGGAAGGUCCAUGUGCUUGACACAAAAGUAUAUUCUGAUGUAUGUGUCAGUUUAUGUGGGCAUCUCAUCCAGUACGAUAUAGACAGUGGUAUCGACAAGGAAUUUAAAAAUCAAAGAAUUGAACUAACUAGAGCCGUUUACAAAGAAAGAUUUAACAGAACUUUAUGUGGUAGUGUUUGGUCCUUUGAGCAUGUAUCAACAUGGUGGAUGGAGUAUACAGAUUUAAAACAGGAUGCAAAUCUUGAAAGUGACUGUACAAAAAGCACAGAAAAAACAAUUUCUAAAUGCUUAUCUAAUGCAUCUAAAAUGAACAAUAAACGAUGUUAUGGCACAGAUUUAAGUAGCAAUAACGUUGCAAAAAAUUGUCCCAAGGUCAGUAGCGUAAAAGAAGAUUAUAAAGUUGAAAGAAAGAAUGUGAAAUCACGCAUAAAAAGCAAGUCAAAGCGCAUAAAUUUGUGUAAAAUUUCUGCGAUAAUAACACGGUCUGCUGCAAAAAAACAGAAAUUGACCAAUUAAAAUGUUUUGAAACAAGACCACAGUUUGUACUAAAACUCCUAAAACUUUUUGAUAUUUUAUAGAGCACAAAAAAUCUACUUUUUAAAUCAAGUUGAAGUUUCUAUAGCAUAUUUAAAAUCUCUUCCCAAACAUCUACCCUCUUCUUCUACUCUGUUGUUUUUACAUUUUCUCAACUUGUUUUAACAAAUUAAAAGUCAUACUAGAAGUUUGCAAGAUUCUUUUCUUUCUUCUGAUAUGAUCCCAAUAUUUAGUUUAGUUUUAAAUUUUACUUUUAUUUUACUUUUAUUUUACAUAUUUUUAGAAAGGAAACAGUAAGUAUGUUUAAAAAUUGUUAAUUUUUUCUGAUUGUCUUGGGAAAAUAAUCAUUUUCUGUUAGAGUUUGUUAUAUGCUUAUAAAAUAACCUGCUUUUGUACAAGGCUACCCUACAAAAGUUUUUCUACCACCCCUAUUUUUUAAAGGAUAUAUUGUUCAUAUUAUUGAUGCUAAUAUAAACUUUAGGAUGUUUUUUUAAAUUAAACCUUCACACAGGUACUCAGGACCUUAUUGUUUUGCUGACUGCUAAUAUGAAACAGUUCAAUUUUUGUUUUUGAGUUCUAAAGACUUCCAUACUCCUCCAUUCCCUAGAGGGAUUUUUACGAAGUGAAUUUUGAAUUGCUUUUUUUGGGUAAUAAUAACAAAACAGUUAUUUUGAAUUCUUUCCAGUAAUGAGUUUUUUUAAGAAUAAACACUAAAGGUUGCGUUAUGAUUGGUCAAAAGUUUACAGCGAGUUAUUUUGCCGCUUAAAAGUAGGAAAUUUUUCUACUUUUUAACAAAGCGAAUUUUUCAAAGCAAAAUCAAAUCACACAAAGCUGUGUGUGCUUAGUUACAUUUUGCCAGUGAAUUAGUCAUCCAAUUUGCUUUGUGGAACCUUGUGCCGUAAAAAUUGAUGGAGGAGACAUUGUACGCUCACAAAACGUAGGCACAAGUGUUUGUAAUCUUAUUUUCAUCACCACAUGUUCAUCGAUAAAUCACUAUAUUCUAAAUUUUAUGACCAUUGUAAAGCUAACUUAAGUCGUCAAAUUUUAUGUAACGACUUAUUAUCACAACAGUGUAAAUAAGGUAUUUUUAACUUGAAAAGCUCUGUUAAAAUGUACACUUCAAGUUUCAAGUGUGAUCACUCUGUUUUCGGGCAGACAAUGAUGUUUUUGGGAAGACAAUGAUAUGGAAAAUCAUAACAUGUUUCAUGAAACUUAUUAUGUAAAUUUAAUUUUUUCAUUCUGGAUAAUUUAUAAAAAUGCUUUAGGAUGGGAUUAACUGUUUACAUUGUUCAGGUUAAAGUUUUUUAUUUUAGCUUUUGUUAUUUUAUUUUGUUAGUUCCAUCUGUAAUACACGUUAACAUUUUAUUUAAAAUACUUUAAAAGUGUAAAGUCCA
Molecule: messenger RNA, 2250 nt
Organism: Hydractinia symbiolongicarpus
Lineage: Eukaryota; Metazoa; Cnidaria; Hydrozoa; Anthoathecata; Hydractiniidae
Exons: 2
Coding region: 101-838 (245 amino acids)
Source: RefSeq, a predicted model, not a curated record